CCCCUCCCUCCCGGCUCCUGAACUCCAGCCCCUCUCUCUCUAUCAGCCGCUCACUCUGUCUCAAUAUGUCUCAAGAUGGCGGCCAAUGUGGGAUCGAUGUUUCAAUAUUGGAAGCGCUUUGAUUUACAGCAGCUGCAGAGAGAGCUCGAUACCACAGCAACAAUAUUGGCGAACCGGCAAGAUGAAAGUGAGCAGUCCAGGAAAAAACUUAUCGAGCAAAGUCGUGAGUUCAAGAAAAACACUCCAGAGGACCUGCGCAAACAGGUAGCUCCGUUACUGAAGAGUUUCCAGGGAGAGAUUGACGCAUUGGGCAAACGCAGCAAAGAAGCAGAGGCAGCCUUCUUGAAUGUUUAUAAGAGAUUAAUUGAUGUUCCAGAUCCGGUUCCAGCCUUGGAUUUAGGACAGCAGCUUCAGCUGAAGGUUCAACGCAUGCACGAUAUUGAAACAGAGAACCAGAAACUUAGGGAAACUCUAGAGGAGUACAACAAAGAAUUCGCCGAGGUGAAAAAUCAGGAGGUUACAAUAAAAGCACUUAAAGAGAAAAUCCGAGAAUAUGAGCAGACCCUGAAGAACCAAGCGGAGAACAUAGCCCUUGAAAAGGAACAAAAGUUACAAAAUGAUUUUGCAGAGAAGGAGAGAAAAUUGCAGGAGACACAGAUGUCGACAGCCUCGAAGCUGGAGGAGGCCGAACACAAAGUUCAAGCUUUGCAAGCAGCCUUGGAAAAAACCAGGACAGAACUAUUUGAUCUGAAAACAAAAUACGAUGAAGAAACUACUGCAAAGGCUGAUGAAAUCGAGAUGAUCAUGACAGACCUUGAAAGAGCAAAUCAGAGGGCAGAGGUGGCUCAGAGAGAGGCAGAGACCUUAAGGGAGCAGCUCUCAUCAGCUAACAAAUCUCUCCAACUUGCUACGCAGAUCCAGAAGGCACCUGAUGUGGAGCAGGCCAUCGAGGUGCUGACACGGUCCAGCUUGGAAGUAGAACUGGCUGCGAAGGAGCGGGAGAUCGCCCAGCUCGUGGAAGAUGUCCAGAGACUCCAGGGCAGCCUCACCAAGCUGAGGGAGAACUCCAGCAGCCAAAUCUCCCAGCUGGAGCAGCAGCUGACGGCCAAGAACAGCACACUCAAACAACUGGAAGAAAAACUGAAAGGACAGGCUGAUUAUGAAGAGGUUAAGAAAGAAUUAAAUAUAUUGAAAUCCAUGGAGUUUGCACCAUCUGAAAGCUCUGGUGGGCAGGAUGCAUCCAAACCGCUGGAGGUGCUGCUGCUGGAGAAGAACCGCUCGCUGCAGUCGGAGAACGCCACUCUGCGCAUCACCAACAGCGACCUGAGCGGGUCAGCCAGGAGAAAAGGGAAAGACCAGCCUGAGAGUCAGCGUCCUGCAACCUUGCCGGCCUCCCCUCCUUCCCAGUUGCUCCGCAACGCGGGGGAGCAGGCUUCCAAUACUAAUGGUACACACCAGUUCUCACCAACGGGUUUAAGUCAAGACUUUUUCAGCUCAUCCCUGGCGAGCCCCAGCUUACCCCUGGCCUCCACAGGAAAAUUUGCACUAAACUCUCUCCUCCAGCGACAGCUAAUGCAGUCCUUCUACUCCAAGGCAAUGCAGGAAGCAGGAAGCACAAGCAUGAUUUUUCCAACAGGUCCAUACAGCACAAACUCCAUAUCUUCCCAAAGUCCAUUACAACAAAGCCCGGAUGUAAAUGGCAUGGCCCCGUCUCCCAGCCAGUCAGAAAGUGCUGGGAGCAUCUCUGAAGGCGAGGAGAUAGACACGGCCGAAAUUGCACGUCAGGUGAAAGAGCAGUUGAUCAAGCACAAUAUUGGACAGCGGAUAUUUGGACAUUAUGUGUUGGGACUGUCGCAAGGGUCUGUGAGUGAGAUCCUGGCCCGGCCAAAGCCAUGGAAUAAACUGACUGUGAGAGGCAAGGAGCCAUUUCAUAAGAUGAAGCAGUUCCUCUCGGACGAGCAGAACAUCUUGGCUCUUCGCAGCAUCCAGGGUAGACAAAGAGAGAAUCCAGGCCAGAACCUGAACAGACUAUUUCAGGAAGUACCGAAACGAAGAAAUGGGUCUGAAGGUAAUAUAACCACAAGAAUCCGAACCACAGAGACUGGCUCAGAUGAAGCCAUCAAAUCCAUUCUCGAACAAGCCAAAAGGGAGCUGCAAGUACAGAAAACAGCUGAGCCGGCUCAGCCGCCUUCUGCCUCUAGCAGUGGCAAUUCUGAUGAUGCUAUUCGAUCCAUUCUGCAACAAGCCCGACGGGAAAUGGAGGCACAGCAGGCUGCCCUUGAACCUGCCUUAAAAACACCACCUUUAUCUCAAGCUGACAUUUCUAUCCUGUCCCCCAAACUAGUGUCUACACCUGCAAUGUCUUCGGUUUCCAGCUAUUCUCCUUUGGCCAUAUCCCUGAAGAAACAUUCAUCUGUCACUGAUUCCAGUAUCUCUGCAUUGCAGAACCUCUCUGGGCUCAAAAAGGAGCCUCAGGAGGCACCUGUUUUAGAGCUUCAUGGAAUAAGUGAUUCUGCCCAGGGUAUGUUGAGGCAUGUUAAAAAUGAGUUGGGACGUGGUGGUGUUUGGAAGGACCAUUGGUGGAAUACUGUGCAGCAUGAGAGAAGAAAUGCAGCUCUUCCCGAAGAUGUAAAAGUUGAGGAAGCCAGUGGUGGAAAAGAAAAGGUCAGCAAUCAGACUAGGCCAGAUCGUAGCCAGCUCCAAGGACCGUCUUCUUCCGAGUAUUGGAAAGAGUGGCCAAACGCGGAAUCUCCGUACUCCCAGAGUUCCGAAUUGAGCAUGACUGGGGCGAGUCGCAGUGAGACACCACAGAAUAGCCCCCUCCCUUCAUCCCCUAUCGUGUCCUUGUCCAAGCCAUCCAAACCUUCGGUUCCUCCACUGACACCCGAGCAGUAUGAGAUUUAUAUGUACCAGGAGGUGGAUACGAUAGAGCUAACGCGGCAGGUCAAGGAAAAGCUAGCAAAGAAUGGCAUCUGCCAAAGGAUCUUUGGGGAAAAGGUAUUGGGGCUGUCCCAAGGAAGUGUCAGUGACAUGCUCUCCAGGCCAAAGCCAUGGAGUAAAUUGACCCAAAAAGGCCGAGAACCAUUUAUUCGUAUGCAGCUCUGGUUGAAUGGUGAGCUGGGACAGUGUGUCCUGCCCGCACAAGGGCAGCAACAAGGACAAGUCCUUCACUCUGUGACAUCAUUACAGGAUUCCCUACAGCAGGGAUGUGCAAGCUCAGAAAGUACUCCAAAGACUUCUGCCAGUUGCAGUCCUGCUCCUGAAUCUCCCAUGAGUUCCAGUGAAUCAGUGAAAAGCCUGACUGAAUUGGUACAGCAGCCCUGCCCCGCCAUAGAGACGAGUAAGGACGGCAAAUCCCAAGAAUCCAGCGAGCUGCCUGCUUCCGAAUCCCAAUCCAGCACCCCUUUGCCGCUGUCGGGCCACUCGGCACUGAGCAUCCAGGAGCUGGUGGCCAUGUCCCCCGAGCUGGACACUUACGGCAUCACAAAGAGGGUCAAGGAAGUGCUAACGGACAACAAUCUUGGUCAGCGUUUGUUCGGGGAGACAAUCCUGGGCCUGACACAAGGCUCUGUCUCAGACCUUCUGGCUCGCCCGAAGCCCUGGCACAAGCUGAGUCUGAAGGGACGGGAACCCUUUGUCCGCAUGCAGCUGUGGCUGAACGAUCCCAACAACGUGGAGAAGCUGAUGGAUAUGAAACGAAUGGAGAAAAAAGCCUACAUGAAACGGCGGCACAGCUCUGUCAGCGACAGUCAGUCCUGCGAGUCCUCAUCCGCUGGAAUCGACUACAGCCAGGGGGCCAGCCCACAGCCCCAGCACCAGCUCAAGAAGCCCCGGGUGGUGCUGGCACCAGAGGAGAAAGAAGCUCUGAAAAGAGCCUACCAGCAAAAGCCAUACCCAUCACCAAAAACCAUUGAGGAACUCGCUACGCAGCUCAACUUGAAAACCAGCACCGUGAUCAACUGGUUCCACAAUUACAGGUCUCGCAUCCGCCGGGAGCUGUUCAUCGAGGAGAUCCAAGCCGGGAGCCAGAGCCAGGCUGGGUCGAGCGACUCUCCUUCGGCCAGGAGCAGCAGGGCGGCUCACAGCUCCGAGGGGGACAGCUGCGACGGCGUGGACGCGGAAGGCCCUCCCGAGGGGAAGCCGAGUGGCCCGGAGGCGGAUGAGUACAGCAAUGCAACCGCAAAGUCUCAGGGAGGGCCCGCCGAGCCGGCUUUCGAGGCGGGGGAAGAGGCACUGCGAGGCGCCAGGUCUUCGGAGAAAGCGGAGCCGUUCCAGGCCGAGAGCCUGGAGGACACCGACGACGAGGGCCGGCUCAGAGCACCGCGCCAGAGCUCCCCGCCGGCACCGCAGCGCCCGGGAGAAGCUCUGGAGACACUGCCAAACUCUGCCACGGAAGGGGAUGCCUCUACCUCAGCUGCCUCCACCUCAGUCCUUACGGGGGAGAGCUCCUACAAGUCAAAAGAAAGUUCGGAGAAAACCUCCAGUGUGCCAAGUACGAGCUCGACGCCGGCCGCAGGCUCGCAGAAAGCCAACUCUCUCCAGAGCUUGUUCGGCUUCUCGGAGGCGGCGAGCUCCAGGAACACGCGAGACAGCUCCUUGAGGAAAAAGAAAGCGGCCAACUUGAACAACAUCAUCCACCGCUUGGAGAAGGCCGCGAGUCGGGAAGAGGCCGUCGAGUGGGAGUUUUGAGAUUAAACUGGCCCAACUCGGGAGAGCUGGGAAGUCAAACUGGACCUCUACUGGUUUUAUUGUGUUCGCACUUAACCGCCCUGCGGGCCACAGGGCAAAAACGCCAUAGGCCAAGGUGCAUAUAGAAAUCAAAAAGGAGCGUUAAGCCCAAUUUAUGUUUGUGUUUUCGAGGAAGAAAACUGAAAAUGUGUAGUCGAGCUUUUUUGUACCCUGAAGUGUUUUUAUUAUUGCCCUAAGUGAUUUCCACAGUUUCUGGAAUAACUCAUACAGCUUUGCCUUGUGCCCUCCUCUUUGGUGUGGGGCUUUAAAAAAAUGAAAAACGGAAAAAGAAAAGAAAAAAAAAAAAACUUUAAAAAAAAAACCUAAAACUAAAAAAAAAAAUCAAACCCACAUAUUAAAAGGGGGCUUUUUAUCUGCCAUCUAAUGGCUACAGAGCGAUAAUACACUUAUUAUCUUCUUAAACCAGGAAAAAAGGGGAGAUUUUUCAAAAAAAAGAAAAAAAAAGAAAGUUUUUUGUAGCUGUUCAGUUGCCACUAAGAGAUUGCACAGUCAACCGACUCUAAACACACUAGUUUGGAUUCCUACAUAUUUUCAAGAAAAGAAAAGAAUCUUGUUGUUUGAAACUUUGAAUUAAAAAAAAAAAAACACAUUUACUCCACAUAUUUUUUAACAAAACAAAAAAAAAAGUCACAUCAGGAAAAUAUCUUAAUUUGUGGUAGCUGACUUAGUGUUUUCUUGUAAGUGAAAUAGAAUAUUGACACGUAGUGCACAUUGUUUCAUAGCUUUAACUGAUUCUGGUCUUUUGCAGCCCAGAAUUUGUUUAAUACACUCCAUUUUAGGCCAAAUCAGGACAAAAAAAAAAAAAUCUGAAUCUAGGUAUUUUAUAAUCUGCUUUUUAACCUCUAACCACAGAGCACGCUGAUCAGACCUCAUAUCUAGGAGGUUUAGGAGACAACUUAGAAACAGCAUGUACUUGAUCAUUUCACUUGGUUCGUAGUGUACAGGAUUUCCUCUCAGCAAAGACAGAUCGCUCCAAAAACGUUGGCCAGUAACAUUUCAGCCGCUACUUCGGGGGCGUAGCCCGUAUCCCGAAUAUUCAGCUUGCCUGGAAUCGAUGGAAAAGCAGUUCACGUGUCCGAUUGCUGUCACACACCACUAAGAGGGACUGGAGCUGCCGCAGAUCCGGCCCUUUUCCUGCUGUUGGUGGCCAUUUACUGACUCUCUUCCCACCGCAAGCACUGAUUUUAAAUACGUUUUAGUUGUGGGAAGCUUUUUUUUUUUUCUUUUUUUUUGGGUGGAUAAAGAGUACAUGGCAAUGACCAGACGGGCUCUUACCAGGAUGGAAGCAGCCCAAACUCCAAACCAAAACCUUUGUGCUCUCGAGUCCCAGUGGAGCCCGUUCUGUCCUGCAGAAAUACAGCCUUUUUUUUUUUUUUCUUUUUUUUUUUUAAGUCCCAUUAUUUUAUGCACAGGUUAGGGCUGAUCAAAGUACAAAUCAAAUUCUAACUUGUCUCUAACUCCUCCUGUUGUCUAUAUGUAUAUGCGUGAGCAUAGAGGUGCGUGGAAGGAUGUGUGUGCGUGGGUGUGUGCGUGCAAUUUUAUACGUCUGUGUAUUUUCUUACGUACUUGUGCACACAUAGAGUGCAUUACUGCCACCUUUUUUCAAUAAGCUGUUUUAUCAGUUAUGGCUUCUACAAGUUUGCUAAUUUAGACUCCUUUAUUGCCAUAUCUUUAAAACUAACAAUAGAUGAUUUCGGAAUAUAUAUAUAUAUAUAAAUAUAUAUAUAUAUAAUUUUUUUUUUUGCUUAUUUAUAGGUGCUGUAUUUUAUUAUCUGAUUGUUAGGAAGGGAUGAAAGGGGGCAAAUAUUCUUUAGAGGGAUAGACUGCCGGCAGUAUUGGGUAUAAUUUACAAGAUGUAGUUGUCAUACUGUAUAUUAUUGAUUGAAGACUUUUUUGACCGUAUUGUGUAUCAUUGAACUUUUGUCUUAGGUCAGCAUCUUUUUGAUGACACUUUAAUGGUGCAUUCAUUACUUCUUAAGUUUAAUUAAUAUUACUUUUCUGAUUUUGGGGGAGGGAGGGAUGGGGAGAGGAGUUCCGACUUUAAAGGUAUGUUCCCAAUAUUACACCUCAGUGUGCUUGUAUUAAUUCAUUAGUAGGAUUUUUGACUGUAAGAUGUGAAACCACAUUUCUUGCAUGAUGUUUUAGAACUUACGUAUUUCAUUUACAGUCUCUUAACAAGCGACAGCAGCACUUAGCGCAAGUUUUCACAAAUUAAGGAUCAGUACACUAAAAUCCAUCCUUUUCCAUGAUUAAGGAAAGAAGGCUCUAGGAGGCUGAAAGGCAGGGAUUUAUUUCCGAUUUUCACUGCUAGCUGUUUCAGGAUUCCUCCUUGGGUAACUGGGGACUUGUGAUGCAAAACUAAAACUGAGGAGCGGAGAGAGCAGCUGCCCCUUUCUGUGAUGAGCUGAGGAGACGAUUGGUAGUGACAGACACCGGUGUGUGACAGCACGUGCUGGGAGCGGUCCCGCCUUCCCACCGGGAGGGCCGUCAGUCCCUGGGAACAGCCAGCGAGGGGAGAACGGGGUGAAGCAAAGGGUUACCUCUCUGUACCUGUCCAGUGUCCUGGUUUGACUUCCAAAGCACAGCUCCAUCGAGAAAUGCACGUCCUGGUAAAAUACACAUACCUUGAGACAAGUCACAACGAGCUGCGUCUUCAGCCAAGAACCAAACCUUCUGGCUGGGAGACGCAGACAAUUUCUUAUGUUCUUUGUUAUUUUUAUUUUUUUUUUUCUUUGUUGUUGUUUGGUUCAGGUUGGGUUUUUUUAAUUAAUUCUAGGCAAUACACUUGCCAGUCUGUUCCUACUGUCCUUGUCUGCUGAUUUGAGAUCCAGGUGCUGGAUGCAGUCAAGUGGUUACUCUCAGCUUUCUCCGUAGUGAGGGGGUUCUUUUUCUGUUUGAUGAUAUUUUUUUUGAUUUUUUUUUUUUUAAUUAAUAUUCCCCAAACUGUUCUUGUGCCUGUGUCUAUCUGAUUGCAUUCCAUGAUGCUUACUGAGAGCUCUGGCUGCACUGUACGACAACAGAAACUGUAUUCACAGGUCGCACGCAAAUGCAGCACUUAAGGUCAAUCUCUCUUCUUAAUAAGCAAUACGUAAGUGCCUUGAAACAUAUCUUUUUCUUUUUUUUUUUCUUUUUUCCCUGUUUAUUUUUGGUUUGCUUUUCAGGUUUCCACCAGUCAUUUAGGAUUCUUUAGCGUCUGCCCACUUUUUAAUGCUGUAAUGAUUUUUAAAAAGCAUAUCUGUAGCUUGCCCUAGAGGAAAUCUUUCUUUCAUAACACUAACUGUUAAUUCUAAGCUCCAUUAUUACAUUUGAGUCAUGUAAUUUUGCUGGAUAAAGACAGCAUUCAGAAGUCAGAAGUCACUCCAUCCUGCCAAGGGUUGUCAUUGGGAUCUAUUAAGAAAUUAAUCAAAUAAAAUGCUGUCAGUAUUUCCUAUAUUUUUGGCACUUUAUUAGUGGCUUAGCUCCUUUUGCUGUUUCAUAUGUAAUGAUCUGCGUUGAAUGUGGAUUAGCCUGCUGAGAUGCUGCUGGGGUGACCUGGGCCUUCCUGCCUGGAGUCCCUUUGGGUUCCUUGGUGACCCCCUCGCUUAAGGGCAGGGGCAGACGAGCACCCUUGGAUCGAGCUCGUGGAGUUUAAGUGACGCUCCCGGUUUUUCCCGGCGUUUAGCCAAGGUCACAGCUGCUUUCCUGUUGGAAAGUAGAAUGGAUUAGCUUGAACUACUGCUGAGAUUCUCGGGUUGGACAUGAGUUACCUACUGGCUUUCCAAACUGGCCAAGCACCCCCCCCACCCCCCAGUUUAGAGACUGAACUUCCACCACAGGGUGUGAGCCGUAGUUGGGAUCGAGUGCAGCACUUAGAACUCACACUCAGAGGAAAAUGUGCAUUGGAAUAAUUUCUUUUACUUGUUCAAAAGGGUAAAAAGUUGGAGGAGAAGAAAUGCCAAAGACUAGCACAGUGGCUGUCACCCCUUGGGUCUCUGAUUCCAGGGGAAGGGAAUGUGUGACGAGGGGCAGAGCCCUCGCUGCCGACGUUUCUUUUCCUGAUGGAUAAAAGCACAGGCAGUUUUCAGAAAAUCCAUCAUGCCAGACUCUGGUUUUUUCCUGGGGUUCUUAAAAGCAUUUUAUUUUCUCUCUCUGUUUCCAGUUCCAUGCUCUUACUAAUGCUGUGCAGGAAGGGCCAGGGCUGUUUUAACAGAAAUACGUUUAUAUUGCAGUUAAAAUUGUCAGGUUUUCUCUCUGGAUGGUGAGGGAAGGAAAAAAGUGUAGUGCUUUGUUUGCUAAAAGCCAGCAAAGAGUAUCCCUUGGCAGAGGGGUCAUGUAGCAGAAUUGUCAAUACACUGCCAUUUUUGAGGAUACAGAAUUCAGAGAACAGGAUUGCACAUGUUUAUUGGCAGAAAUGCAUUUAAUUACAGCUUCUGUUGAUGCCAUAAAAUUGGACCAUUUUAUUUGCUCAUCUGUAAAAUGCCUAUAGAAAGAGCUGCCCUUUAAAGGGACCUGUGUCAGUGCACUCUGCCCAUGUCAUGAAUUAGUGAGUCCUUUAGUAAUAAACUCCUUGCUGUAAUAGGAAAGAUCUGUAUUACAGCUGAACAGAAAAAAAAGCAUGUGCCUUUCUCAUUAGCUAAAAGAUCUUUGCAUUAUUUUUAUGUAACCUGUUGAUAUGGGAAUGGUGUAGAGCAGGGGGUCAUGAACACAACAGAAUUUCUAUGCAAUACACUCUGAUCCAAUUACUUAAAACUUGCUAUUUUUUAGUCCUUUAUCAGGGGAAAUAGUAAGUUAAGAAAGUGCAUUGUUCUGGUGGUAAUUCAAACUACAAAGCUGAUAAAUUCACAUGAAAUAGGAUUGAGGGAAAUGUGACAAAAUAAUGUGAUGAAAUCAUGGAAAAUGCUCACAGUAGUUGCAGUCCCCACUAGCACAGCUGCCAUCAGAAGUCUCUCAUUUUUCAUCUUAAAGUUAAUAAUUUCAGGUAUUCUUAAAGCUUACAUGAAUAAAAAUGCUCCUGGCAAAAACAGGGCAGGUUAGAAAUCCUAACCCAGCUAAAUCCUAGGGGCUGGAUUUAACAUUUUCUAAAACCAAAUUAAGGCUUUCCCAUGAGUGUGUGGCAUUUUUGGCCCUGAUGUGACCAGCUGGUUAUAGCCUCCUAUCCCUAAAUUUAGUUCCCAUGGAUAAAACAUCAGCAAAGCAGGAUUGAGUUGACUCCUGUGUUGUCCUGCUGCUUUCCCCUGUCACUUCCUGCUGCCCCACUGUGUGAACAUCAACAUUUUCUUCCUUUGUUUUGCAUAUACAAUCAACUUACUUUUUAAAAAAUGGAGAAUUUAAAAAUUCUAUACAAAGAAAAUACUCUUCCCCCCCACCAGCAGUUUAAAACCUGGUUUUAAAUUGCAGGGAGCAUCACUGGCAUGGGAAGCACGAGAUCUGAGUUUCUUUUCUGGCUCAGCCUUCUCAGUUUGAAAAGGAGUGUAGCAGUCCCUGUCUCCUCCACUGAGCUCUAAAACAUAGAAAUAUAAUUUCAGCAAUUUGUUCUUCCCUCCCCAUCUCUUUUAUGGGAUAUAUUGACUAUGCCAUAUAUAAAAUAUAGUUAAUAAUGAACUUUAUAGAAAGAAAAGCCCUUUAUGCCAUGCCUAGGGACUGAUUUGUCCUACAUGACCAGGUCAUGGGCUAUACCCUACCCUCUUAAUAUGCAAGGAGAAAAUGGUUUUAUGCUCUGAACGUGAAAUUUAUCCUUUUGGAGAAGAUUAGCGUUAGGCCUGUGCACUUAAGUUCUCAAAAAGCCUUAAAACCAGAUAUGUGAGUGGUGCCAUCUCUGUCCUCAGGGAUGAUUCCCCGAGCCAAGCAGUACUGUGGCAUAUUUAACAGAAGUUAUAAGGUCAUUUUCCAGUUGAAGAAAGUCAUUCAUUGAACUUUAUUAGUGAACCCCUCACCAGCACCCUCUGCUACAAUCCAGGGCCUGCUUUUCCCAAGACCUGGUAAUUCCGUGUCUAUCCCAAAGUCCUUGCCUGUCUUUGAAGUCUGUGUUUCUACAACUACUUUAUGAAUGAAAAUAAAAAAUUAAUGGGAUUCCCUGGGCUUGGUUUUCACUGCCACUAACAAACAUGUUCUGGCACUAAAGUGCGUUAAAAGGAAAUGCCUCCUUUAAAAAAAUUAAUAAGAUUAUUGUAUUUUUCCUUGUCCAGCUCUUCUAUAAAGGACAGUUCUGCCAUUUUUCGAGCUGGCUUUACUCACAGUGAUGCGAGGAGAUUUUAGCCACAGUUCUGUAGGUUUCUGAUUAUUAAAACUGUUGGUUUCAUCAUAUAAUUUCCUUUUCUUCAGCUUUUGAACCAGCUGAAUUCAGAGAGCAGCUGAAUCCUCAACCACAAUGAAAUAGUGCAGGAAACAAUCCAGCAAAAGUAGAUGCCCCUGUGUGAUGUCCCAUCUUGGACUUUCUGUUUGAAUAUUAGAGAUAUUUGUGCUUCGUGGUACAAUCUUCAUCCAAAGAUCCUUGGAAAUGGACAGUCAUGCCAGGAAUUUCCUGCUGUUGUGGUGCCAUUACCUGCUUUUUGCAUCAUUACUGUGUAAUUCUGGCAGUGUCAUGACAGCAGAGCCUCUCUGUUGAUAGCAAGAAUAAUGGCAUGGGUUGCAUUCUCCUCUGUCUAUGCGGGUAAUUAAUAUGCAUUUUUAGGAGUUGUUAAACGUGUCUUUGUACAUCAUCCCAGUAUGGAAAAGCCCCUCUGUGUAUUUAGUAUUUGUGUGCUUGGUCGUAAUGGUGCAGUGGAGUUGCUACAGCCAAAUUUGUGAAAUCAUUUGGGAGGCAGGUGAGCGAGGGCUUAAAACCAACGUGUAUUUUAAUGGGUGGAGAUGCCAUUUCCCACUUGUCAGAUCCGUUCCCUGUUGCAAAGAGGGGAUUAGUCAUGGGAGAGACUGGGCUGUUGGAGAUACACAGGUUUAGCUAAUGAGGACAGGGAAGAUCAUGUUCAGAAUACAUAAAAAUGAUCCCAAGGGUCUGAGAUGUGCAAGAGUCAGACAUUGCCUGCAAUAUCCUGUGAUAAUUACUCUGUAGGUUUGGCUCCUGCAGGAAGUUAAUAUGCCAGAUAUUUGCACACUUCCAGUGUACUCUCCUAUAUCUGUGUCCAGCAGGAAGGUGGACAGUCAAGACAUAUUUAAAACAAUCUCAAAACCAUCUGAUGAAGUAAAUUAAAACCAAGUAUCGAAUUCAGGCAGUUCAGGUUUGCUGUCCCUAAGCUGAAAAUUCAAGUAUUCUUAGGAAUGAGAUAAAAAACCUCUGUUAGGCAGCUCCUGUCGGAACGCGAGUGUCUGUGCUUUCAGGAGAAUAAAUAAAACCUGGCACUUGACUUGCUCUGAAGUACAAUCUUGUCCCCAAGUAACUAGAAAAAAAUACUUUCUACAAUCAGUCUUUCAAUCAGACUUCUCUGGCUUUUGUAGCUUAUGUUGGACCCUUUGUGCUAUUUUGGUGUGUUAUUUAUGUGUGGGUAAGUUAUUACUAGCUUUAAAAGUGUUUCCAAAGUACCUGGUUACCUCUGGAUGCUGGUGCAGGUGAUACAGGGAGUACUUGAGCAUUUGGUUCAGAAAGGAGCCGUGUGGGGAAUAAGCAAGGUCACAUCUGUAUCAUACUUUUCAUUUUCCUUGAUCAGGGCUUCCAUUUCCUUCUCACUUGCUCCAUCUGGAGAUGGAGAUCAUGGAUCAUUUCUUUUUUCUGGGGGGAAAGAUUUGAGUUAAGCUCGAAACUAUUUUAUUUUCACUCAGAAGGCAUAUCAUCAAAAUCCUGUACGCUGCCACAUCUCCCGUUAAGUUUUUAGGGUUUUGCUACUUAUCUGAAAUUUCCUAUUUUAACAAGCUCUCUCUACUUGGAAAGCUAUGUGCCUUAUUUCCUAAUCUCUUCAUGGAGAAUAAUCUAAAGCACAGUGAUCUGGAUUGCAGCAUUCCCAGCCGCUUUUCCCCCGGAGGGGAGCAGACACUGGUGGAGUCACACAUCGCCCCUUUGCUCACGAGCACUUCCCACGCUGUGCUUGAGUCUUAGUGCAAUAGAAACUCUGGUUCUGUGUGUCUGGAGGGUCGUGUCCUGCUGCCAACACAGCCAGGCACGAGCUCUGGUUUAGGAGAAUUCAGGUUCCUGGGGGUUAAAAACAAAAAAAAAAUAAUCCAUAUCUCCAGUGGGUCUCGGGGUGGGAAUCAACCAUCACCCAGCAGUGUUGAUCUCGUUAGGCUCAGUCUCACCCCCUGUGCUCGCAGGUCUGUCAGCAUCCAAGAAACACUCGUGGGCACCAGCCAUCACAGCCCCAUGUCCUUGGGGCCACCAUUCACACCUGCUGUCCCCAUUUCCACACCCACAGCCGUGUUGGCUCCGGUUGGUGAGGCACUGCAGAGUCAUUUCAGUCUGAAUUUGGUUCUGCCCAGAAGAGGCUUUCACCCCCCAGCACCCUCAGCCCUUCCCAGCCCUUGGGUGUCCUUUUCCAGGCUUGCUCUCUCUAAAGCAUCAUAAGGUGAAAUACAUAGAGGUGGUUUGUAAUUAGGAAAACAAUCUAAUAUUUCCUAUUUAUGAGAUUAAUUUUAACGGUCGGUUGGGGUUUUUUGUUGAGAUUUGUUUGGUUUUGUUUGAUAUAAACACAACAGGAGUAUACAUAUCAUUGGUUUGGGUUGGAAGGGACCUUAAAAAUCAUCUCAUUCCAACCCCCUGCCAUGGGCAGGGACACCUCCCACUAGACCAGGUUGUUAUCCCCUAAAUGGAUGUUGGAGAAAGCUUGGGAUAUCCUAGAGAUGGAGCAGGUGGUGUUGGCUUGUAGUGUCCAUAUCACUGUGCCCCUGUUGUGUUUUCUAGAGCAAUCAUUUUUUUUCUUUAAGGAAAAAAAAACGUAUUUUAUCUAAAUGCCUAAUAAAUAAUAUUAUUUAAAUAGCUUUUAAAAUAAUUUAGGACUGAGAACAAGAAGCCUCAGUUGUGAGAGAAAAGACUUAAAGUAUACAGAGAGAGAAAAUACCCUGAGCCUCCUAGAGCCUCUACUGAGAAUUUGCUGAAGAUGCAGAGCCCCUGGUCAGAGCACAUUGCGAUUGUUCAUUUAAAAUGAGAGACUGGUUUCCUGUGAUGUUCAUCUUUGUUGGCAUUUGUUUGGCUUUCUGAAUUCAGAGCUGAUUUCCUUCUUGUUCAAAGUUAGUCAAGGAAAAAAAAAACAAAAACAAAAAAAACAAAAAGGGAGAAAAAUCCCAGUUCACCUUGUGGAGCAGCAGCUUCUCCUGGCGUGGGCUCUGGAGACCCACGCUGUGCGUUGAUCUGGGUCACAGAGGAAGGGGUUCAGUUUUCUUGCAGCAUCAAGACAGGUUCAGACAGGCUUUCCCUGGCGAGGUAACACUGGUGAGCGAGAGAAAAGCUGCAGAAGCCAGACUGCAACCCCCAGUUUGGGGUAGGGGGAGCGUGUCUGCAGGGGGGGACGGUCCCAGGGCUCCGGGCCCAGAACCGACCCGGUCCCACGGUACCACCUGGCAUGGGCAAAGCUGGAAGGUGCUGAGCCAGCUGCAGGGCACGUCACUCACCACUUCUGUGGAUUGGGAAGCCAAUUUGCACUUUGCCUUUCGAGGGUGUCCCACUAAAAAAAAACAAAAAAAAAACAACAACAAAUCAUCCGAUGAAUUUCCCACUAAAAAACCAUCCGAUGGGUUUCCCACGUCAGGUUCUUUUCCUUCUGGCGUAGCCCAAAGGAAAAAGAAAAUAAGAUUAAAUAAGGCCUGGUGUAAGUGUUGGAUAAGCUCUGCCAAACAGAAGGUUGUUCCUCUCGGAAUACUCUAUGCAUUUCUGUGGUGAAAAGCAUUUUCUCCCGUUCCUUGCUGGAACGCUGCGAGAAUGUCACACGUAGGAAUUUGGACAUCGAUCCCAAAGCAGGUGGAGGCUGGGGAGGGGGGAAUGUUCUUUUUUUUUCCUUCUUCUUUUUUUUUUUUUAUUUGUUUCCCUCAUGUCCCUCUUCAUUUAUUUUUUUUUAAUUAAAAAAAUUAACUCUUUUGCAUUUGUGCAAUAACUACUUGCCAUGAGAAUGGGCAGACCUUGGAAAUGCCCCGACUACUAACACAGCACAAGAUGAACUCGAACAGAAAGUGGUGUACUUUUUCCUGAGAACUUUUUUUUUUUUUUUUUUAAUAAUAAGCUCAGUUUUUACCCCAGUGUAUUGUGGUGUCUUACAUUUUUAGCAGUAUUUUAUAUUUUUUUCUGUAACGCACUAAGUCUUAGAUGUUUUUAGAGCUUGUUUGUUAUAUUCACAAUCACAGAUUUAAAAAAAAAAAAAAAAGGAAAAAAAAAAAGAUCCUCACAAAGACCCAAUUGACCAAAAAAAAAAAAACCCUACAAAAAAAAAAAAAAAAGGGUUUUUUUUUUUUUUUUUUUUUUUUUUUUGUACAAGUAGCUUUGAGAAGCCCACAUUGUGUUGCUGUGACUCAUCUUUUGUAACAUUUUAUUUCUUGGUAUUUGUUUAAACAUAAAAAAAAGUUAAGAGUUUAUCUGGCUGGCAGUGCAGGGCAGCGCUCCCUCGUCAGCAGACGGCAUUGUUUCUGUCUUUGUUUGGUUUAGCCAUAUAAUGUUUGUUCUCAGCACUGUACAACGGUCCCUAUAUGAUAUGGAGAAGCAAUAUCACUGUAUGAAACUCACACGAUGUAUUAUUAUUAUUAUUCACUAGCACCCUAGGUGUGAUAAUUGAAGUAAAUAUCUUUUAUACAAACACAA
Molecule: messenger RNA, 15436 nt
Organism: Myiozetetes cayanensis
Lineage: Eukaryota; Metazoa; Chordata; Aves; Passeriformes; Tyrannidae
Gene: CUX1
Product: cut like homeobox 1
Exons: 24
Coding region: 76-4689 (1537 amino acids)
Biological process (GO): regulation of DNA-templated transcription; intra-Golgi vesicle-mediated transport
Cellular component (GO): Golgi membrane
Molecular function (GO): DNA binding; DNA-binding transcription factor activity, RNA polymerase II-specific
Source: RefSeq, a predicted model, not a curated record